AUGAAUCAGAAAAAAGUUAGUCCCAGACGACUGCAGGGGACUUCGGAUGAGGUUAAGGGAAUUACACUAGAUGACUUUUCAAAUCAAAUACAACUGAAAGCUAUCCCGUCGAAUGAUGGUAGUCAAAAAUUUGAAUUAAAUUAUAUGAAUUCUAAUAAGUUGUCUAACGUUGCUAGUGUGACGCAGAAAAAGAGAAGGAGGGUCACUAGAGCUUGUGAUGAGUGUCGGAAAAAGAAGGUAAAAUGUGAUGGGCAAAACCCAUGCAUACAUUGCACUGUUUAUUCAUAUAAAUGUAGCUAUGAUCAACCUGUCAAGAAAAAUAACACCAAUCAUAAUACUAGUGGUUUCAGUAAAAAACUAAACCAAACUGUUACGUCUUCAAAUAACUCAUCAAAAAAAGUAAACUCGAGAGAGGGUCUUGGUAAAUCUACAUUAACGUUUGCAAAGACAAAUUUAAAUUCCAGUACGUCAUCUAAUAAAAGGAAAUCUAACUUGCUGAAAAAUUUGGAUGCAAAAGAAUUAAAACAAGCAAUUGACAAAUAUAAAUUUUUAUUGUCUGAUUUGUUCGAACAAUUGCCAGAUCCAGACUCGGUGGAUAUAGAAACGUUUGCCGCAUUAUAUAAUAAGAAUAAGAAUGAUGGGCUACGUUUGCAAUUUACUAGUAUUCUAAAUGAGACUUUAUCACAAUAUGGGCAACUACCCGAAGUGAAUAGUUCAAAUAAAAUUUCAAGUCAUGUCCCACCUUCAAUAACUCACUAUGAUGUUGUGGAAAAUAUAGACGAUUCAGCUCACAGCCAAAUAGGAAGGGAAAUAAAAAUAAUUUUACCACCCAAAAAUGUCGUUCUCCAUUUUAUAUCCUAUACUUGGGAAAACUGUUGUGUACUGUUCAGAUUUUAUCAUAGACCUAGUUUUUUGAAAAAGCUUGAUGCCCUAUAUGAGACCGAUCCAGAUGAUUAUACAGAAGAACAGAUAAAGUUUUUACCCUUGUGUUAUGCGACCAUCGCAGUUGGGAUUUUAUUUUAUGAAGACAAAAAGGAUAGAAAUUCAACCUCAAAAUUUUCAAAAGAUUUAAAUGUGGGGGCUACCUAUCUAGAUGAAAGUUUGAAAUCUAAAUUUAACGAAUAUAAGCUAAUUGAUGGUAUGGGCUCUGUUGAUGUUCAAAUGCGAUCAUCUCUGAUUCAGGAUGAAGGGUAUAAGUUUUUCAUUGCUUCAAGAAAACUAAUUGACAUGACAAAUGUAAGAGGAAGACAUUCCAUCCAGACAAUUAUUAUAUUAUUAUUUUUUUGUCAAUGUUCAGCAAGAUUAACUACCUGCUACUCAUAUAUUGGAGCUGCUCUAAGAGCUGCUUUAAAAGAAGGGUAUCAUCGAAGGGUAGACCCAAACAAUACCACAUUAAAUCCAAUUGAAAUUGAGAUGAGAAAAAGGAUUUUCUACACCAUAUAUAAACUUGACGUCUACGUUAAUUCCAUGAUGGGUCUUCCGAGAUCUUUAUCCGAAGACGACUUUGAUCAGGAAUUGCCAAUUGAAAUUUCAGACGAAUGUAUAACAGAAAAUGGAUAUCUCUCAGAACAAGAAGGCCAACAAUUAUCAAGCAUUAGCAUAGCAAAUUAUCACACCAAGUUAUACUUGAUUCUAGCAGAUAUCGUGCAGAGAUUAUAUUCCAUUAAGAAAAAAAAUCGUUCAAUAACAGAGAAUACCGUUAUAUCAUUAGAGAAUAAGUUGCGGAAGUGGGCAGAUAGUUUGCCCCACGAGUUAAAACCUGGAGCAGUCGAUGUCCCACAAAAAUAUGAGAGAGCUAACAAACUAUUACAUCUAUCUUAUUUACAGGUCCAAUUGAUUUUAUAUAGGCCAUUUAUCCAUUACCUAUCAAGGAAUUUGAGAGUUCCAUCAAAUAUAGGACCAUAUGAAAUUGCUAGGAAAUCAAUAGCGGUAUCUAGGAAUGUUAUGCAGUUGGUUCAACUACUCAUGUCGAAUAACUUAUUACCGGAUGCCUAUUGGUAUGGUGUAUAUACAGUUUUUUUUUCUAUUGCUGGUUUAUUAUAUUAUGUGCAACAAGUGCAUCCUACGAGCAAAGAAGAAGCACAAGAAUACUACGCCAUCGUCAAUGAGAUUGAAAUCGGUAGGAGCGUUUUACUAGAGCUGAAAGAUUCUAGUGCGGCAGCAAAUAGAACAUAUUGCCUAUUAAAUAGACUUUUUGAAAAGCUGAAUUUGAAAACAUUAAGUUUGGCUAAGGACCAUUCCGAUGACCAUAAUCUUGAUACUAACAUGAAAGAAAAGGAUGAAGUUAGUGGUCGCUUUGGAGCAAACCCUGAUAUAAAUAUAACAUAUUCUAAUAAGCUUCCUUCAUCUCAUAGGAUCUUUGAUUCUGAUUCUGCAAAAAAAAGUACUAAACAAGAGUCUCUUGAAAAUCUCAAUAUAAAUGAAUUUUCCUUACCAACAGAUAUGGAAUCUAAGCCUGACAAUCGUAUGCAUGGAAAUGUUUUUAAUUCUGAAGAAAUGAACAAUUAUCACAGAAAAACAGACGUUAAUUUUGAUAAUUUUCUUCAGAAUAUUCUUACUCAAAUGCCAUUUUCGAAUAACAGUAACGAUAUUUCAACAGAUUUUAAUGACCCAAUCAAUGAGUGUAACCCUAUUGAAUUAGAUUCGUUCAUUAAAGAUAUGUUUCAGAUUUAA
Tetrapisispora phaffii CBS 4417 is the source of this 2673-nucleotide messenger RNA. RefSeq names its product Asg1p (gene ASG1). Gene Ontology annotation, biological process: DNA-templated transcription; positive regulation of transcription by RNA polymerase II. The coding region runs from base 1 to 2673 and encodes 890 amino acids. NCBI's taxonomy places the organism in Eukaryota, Fungi, Ascomycota, Saccharomycetes, Saccharomycetales, Saccharomycetaceae. Gene Ontology annotation, molecular function: sequence-specific DNA binding; DNA-binding transcription factor activity, RNA polymerase II-specific; zinc ion binding. Gene Ontology annotation, cellular component: nucleus. The record is from RefSeq and is a predicted model, not a curated record. The transcript has a single exon.